AUGGCUAGUGAGGAGAGUUUCCUAGUGCUGGUACAUUAUAGAGGGUCGAUUAAGAGAAAAACUCGGUCCGGCGUGAAGUUCACUGAUAAGGAUCCCCUAUGUAUUAUCGUGACGCCAACAACCACCUACGAUGCUCUUGUUAGCUGUGUGCUGGAUAAGCUUGGUCUUGAAGGAGUUAAAAGGGUCAAGAAGUUUUUCUACCGCAUUCCAACAGCGGUACUCCAUGACACCGUGAAGUUUGAUUGUUCCACAAUCGGUAGUAACGAGGACUUGCAGGUUAUGUUUCUUUGUCGUAGGCAGUUUCCCGAGGUAAGGACACCGGAGUUGUUGGCUAAGUUGGUUGAUGUGGUAUCUAGCUCGGGUGGUUCAAACCGGAAUGCCAAUACUAUAGCCGCGGUUGCCGGCUCGAGCUCGAGACCUGCUGUUGCUUCGUCCUCUGCUCCUGUGUAUGAGCCAUCGAUGCAGCCUGUUGCGUCCCCUUCGUUUGCCGUCGAUCUGGGCGGGAAUGUUGGAGACGAGGUUCGGCAUGGGGAACAUAUUCCCACCGAGGUACAUUGUCCCACACCGGCUGGUGUUGGUGAUGGUUUGUUUGAUGAUCCAGAAGACGAUGACGUGGAGCCGGAUAUGAUCGCUGAUGAAAGCGGCGAUGAUGUUGGAACUACUGUUCCGAGAAGGGCUACAGGUGGAUCUAGUUCUGGCACACAGCAGUAUCCACCCCAUUUUUCCUCAUUGGAUCUGGAUGCCAUGCGGCAGGACGAAAAUGCUCUGCAGCCCUCAGGAUUUGGCGCUAGAGAUACCGAGGGGUCUGCCGGUAUGAACGAGUUUCAGGUUGGCCAACAAUUUCAGGAUAAAGAUGAGGCGCUGUUGAAUGUGAAGACGUACAGUAUCCGCCGAGGGGUCCAGUACAAGGUCGUUGAGUCUGACUAUCGCAGGUAUGUGGGAAAGUGUUCUGAGUUUGGGAAUGGGUGCACAUGGCUGAUUCGGUUGAGUCUCCGACAGCGGAAGGGUAUCUGGGAAGUGAAGCGAUACAACGGACCGCAUACAUGUCUCGCCAGCUCCAUCUCCAGCGACCAUAGGAGUCUGGACUACCAUGUGAUAUCCACCUUCAUUAUGCCGAUGGUUAGGGCUGAUGCAUCUGUGAACAUCAAGGUGCUUCAAAAUGCCACGGCCGCACACUUUGGGUUCAGGCCAACGUACAGGAGGGUAUGGAUGGUGAAGCAGAAGGCCGUUGCCGUCAUAUAUGGGGACUGGGACGAGUCGUACAAUGAGCUCCCUAGGUUGCAGCCAGGUGCUUCACGGUGA
Molecule: messenger RNA, 1302 nt
Organism: Arachis ipaensis
Lineage: Eukaryota; Viridiplantae; Streptophyta; Magnoliopsida; Fabales; Fabaceae
Source: RefSeq, a predicted model, not a curated record